This is a messenger RNA of Lachancea nothofagi CBS 11611, 1014 nucleotides long. The record is from the annotation of a GenBank genome assembly. Lineage: Eukaryota; Fungi; Ascomycota; Saccharomycetes; Saccharomycetales; Saccharomycetaceae.
AUGAGCUCCAGUAUGCCGUAUAGUCCUCUAUAUGAGGAAGAUAAAAAGAGGCAAUUCAACUACAGGCGUCGAUCGCUGCUGGACCGGCUGGGAAAUGCCAUUGCACAGCACAGAAAGAUAGUUUUGGUGAUCUUCUGUUCGCUUUUCGUCAUGUUCUGGUUUGGAUCCUCCAAGCUACCGCCUUUUUCUAAGGAUCCAAAGAUCGUGCUUAUACUGGCGGUCAACGAUGGGGGUGGUGUCCAUAAAUGGAAGGGAGAACAAGAGUGGGCUAGUGAACGUAUUUCGAUUCAAAACAAACGUGCGUACGCCAAGAGGCACGGGUAUGGUUUGACCUUAAAGGACAUGCGUACUGCCAAGCGUUAUUCGCACGAGUACCGUGAAGGGUGGCAGAAAGUGGAGGUUUUGCGCCAAACCAUGCGCGAAUUCCCCAAUGCAGAAUGGUUCUGGUGGCUAGACCCUGAAACUUUGAUCAUGGAGCCCCAGAUGUCGCUUGAGAAACACUUGUUUAGUCGACUCGACACCCUUUCGUACCGGAUUCCAGAUGAGUUCAACCCCUUGCAGCUGCCACUGGACAUUCCUUAUGUCGACUACUCCCAGGAACCCGAGCUUUUCAUUACCCAGGACUGCGGAGGCUUCAACCUAGGUUCAUUCCUCAUCAAAAACUCCGAAUGGACAAAACUACUGCUCGACGUCUGGUGGGACCCUGUAUGCUAUGAGCAGAAGCACAUGAUGUGGGAACACCGCGAGCAAGAUGCACUGGAGGCACUAUAUGCACAAGAGCCAUGGAUCCGCGAAAAGACUGCUUUUUUGCCUCUAAGAAGCAUCAAUGCCUUUCCACCCGGUGCGUGCUCAGAGUUUUCUGACGACGCUCGUUUUUUCUACAAUGAAGAAGAUCGCGAUUUCGUUGUCAACAUGGCGGGUUGCAGCUUUGGAAGAGACUGUUGGGCCGAAAUGCAACAUUACGGGUCUCUUAUGGAGACACACAACCAAAGGUGGUGGCGCCGCUUCUAUUGA